GACACUCUAGAGACAAACCCGGAGGUACAGUUUGUUAACUUUCAUUUCUCAGUAAAAGAAAACGCCCACGCAGACAGACAGGAGAAAUUCACAGAUGACUCACAACUUCCAAUGAGAGGACAGAAACACGAGAUAAACUGCUGACUUCACAAACUGAACAGUUUUUUCAACCACGAUGGCUUCCAUCUUAGAGGACGAUCUCUCCUGUCCUGUCUGCCAAGACGUCUACAAAGAUCCUGUUGUUCUGUUAUGCAGCCACAGCUUCUGUAAACACUGUCUGCAGAGCUGGUGGAGGGGGAAACAGAAAAAGCAGUGUCCAGUUUGCAAGGCAAGAUCUCUAACAAGUGAUCCACCUCGUAACCUGGCAUUAAAGAACCUGUGUGAGAGCUUCGUACUGAAAAAAGAUGACAGACCUCCAGCUGGGUCUGAGUCUCUCUGCAGUCUGCACGGCGAGAAACUGAAACUCUUCUGUCUGGACCAUCAGCAGCCGGUGUGUGUCGUCUGCAGAGACUCAAAAAAACACAACAACCACAGAUUCAGACCCAUCGAUGAAGCUGCACAGGAUCUUAAAGUAGAGCUGCAGAAGUCCCUGAAGCCCUUACAGGACAAACUGAAACACUUUAAACAAGUUAAAGGAAACUGCGAUCAAACAGCUGAACACAUCAAGUCUCAGGCCCGACAUGCAGAGAGUCAGAUUAAAGAGCAGUUUAAGAAGCUUCAUCAGUUUCUCCAAGAGGAAGAGGAGGCCAGGAUCUCUGCUCUGAGGGAGGAAGAGGAGCAGAAGAGUCAGAUGAUGAAGAAGAAGACUGCAGCUCUGAGUAAAGACGUAGCAGCUCUUUCAGACAUGGUCAAAGCUGCAGAGGAUGAACUGAAAGCCGAUGACGUCUCAUUCCUGCAGAACUACAAGGCUGCAGUGAAGAGAGUCCAGCAGCGCCCCCUGCUGGAGGAUCCACAGCUGGACUCAGGAGCUCUGAUAGACGAGGCCAAACACCUGGGCAACCUGAGCUACAACAUCUGGAACAAGAUGAAGGAGAAGGUCUUCUACACUCCUGUGGUUCUGGAUCCAAACUCUGCUCAUCCAGAACUCCUCCUGUCUGGCGAUCUGACCGGAGUGAGACGUGCAGAGGGACAGAUCAUUCCCCAAAACCCAGAGAGGUUUGUUUACCACCCCUCCGUCCUCGGCUCCAAGGGGUUCGACUCAGGGACUCACAGCUGGGAUGUUAAAGUUAGAGACAGCACAGACUGGUCUGUGGGUGUCGCUGCAGAGUCGGUCAAGAGAAAAGGGAACAUAAAGUCAAAAUUAUGGAGAAUAAAAUUCUCUGGUGGUAAAUACAAAGCCUGCUCCCCUGCAAAAACACCAGUUGUUCUCUCAGGGAAGAAGAAGCUGAAUGAGCCAAAGUAUCAGCUGAUCAGAAUUAAUCUGGACUGGGACGAACACAAGCUGUCGUUCACCGAUCCCGACACUGACACACUCAUACACACCUUCACCUGCGCUUUCUCCGAGAAGCUGUUUCCAUAUAUCUGCAACAAAGAUAAAAACCUGAUCGAGAUUUUACCGCAGGACGAGGACAACGAUGAUGGUGUCAGCGAUCACAUCAGUACUGAUUAUGAUUACUUGUUCGAUUAAAGCCCUAAAAUAGACCGUAACAGACAAAGCACGGGAGAUGAUCCUGUCUGUAAAAGAGAUCAGCCUCACUCAAAAUGUGAAUUGUAAGUCUCUUGGCUCCGUUGUUCUUUCAGAGUAAGAGACACAAAAUUGAAAAUUGUGGGUUUGUACUUGUUCAUGAUUAUAGAAUUGAAGCUUUUUAUGCUCUUCCACUAAAUCAAGAAAUUUCCUUGUCAGCUCAGUCGGCUUUUAUCACAGAAGACAUUUUGAAAAGUCAAAGUAGGAAAAAGCACAGAUGUGAACAGUAACCAUUCGAAAUGAUGAAUUACAUUUAGCUUCUACAGAUUCAUGGUGCUGCUCUGUUGCACGAUCACAGUUUACAUGGACGUUUGAACAGAGCUGUUGUUUACAAUAUCAGUAACACGUGUGUUUUCCUACGACAAGUCAAAAUGUCUGCUGUGACGAAGACUUAUUGGCCAGCUGGAAGUGAAUUGUGCCAUUUUGAAUUCAAGAUGAGCCAUAAAAAAUAUUUUUUUGUAUUUUACAGGAUUGAGAAAAGAGAGGUAUAUUUGCUAUUUUGCUAGCUGCACGGCUAACUGAGCUAAUCAGCUAAUGGCAGCUACCGUGAGUGGCUGAUUGGGAUUGAAGUGACCUCGCUUGAGGUGGCCAAUUCUUACAUAUUACACCUUUUUAAGUACUUACUUUUUUAAGAUAAGAUGAUUAACAAAGAGUCAAGGGAUUAAACCUGUAAAAUGCAACCUUAUUUCACUGUGCCUUAAAACAAAAUAAUGGAACUUUUUAUAUUUUACCUUAAAGUAACAGCUUUAACUCAUUAAUCAGACAAAUUGUUUACCACAGUGGUGUUGCACUCUGUAACUGUGCUAUUGCCAAAUAACACAAAGUGCCAAUCUUGUUCUUUGCUUCAUGAUUGAAUGCAGAUAAGUUUCAGUCUAGUUUUGCUUUAGUUUAAAGUUUUGUAUCGUUCUCUUUAUUCUAAGGAGGUUAGAUGUCUGACAUAAGAAGUCGAAGGUAGAUUAAGAUUGUGGAUCUAAUCCGGAGCAUCUGUGUGCCUUAAUGACGUCACCACCCUCCUGUUCAUGAUCGGUUAUUUUGGGUGUGGAGCUUUCACUGCUGUCGCUUUCAUUUUAAUUCACUCUCAAUAAGAAAAUCGUCUGUAGACUCUCAUGUAAAUGCCAAAGAUUUACGUUUUUGUUUCUCGCAGUCGAAUGUUGUAACCUGUUCUGUUGCUUUCAUCUACUUUCAAUGAAGGAAAGAGGUAAAUGUGUUCAGAUUUAUUGAAUACUGUGAUGGAUAUGAUUGUGUUUCAUUGAAGAGAAGAGAAAACAAAUUAAAGGUGAAUCAACAAAA
Molecule: messenger RNA, 2974 nt
Organism: Acanthopagrus latus (yellowfin seabream)
Lineage: Eukaryota; Metazoa; Chordata; Actinopteri; Spariformes; Sparidae
Product: nuclear factor 7, ovary-like
Exons: 2
Coding region: 176-1627 (483 amino acids)
Molecular function (GO): zinc ion binding; protein binding
Source: RefSeq, a predicted model, not a curated record